UCCCGGCCGCGCGGGGCGAGGGCUGCACUCCGGCAGUGGCGAGCGUCCGCCCUCGCAGCUCGCGCGCCUCGCGCCGCCUCCCGUCGCCUCGCGCUCUACUGCCGACAAACUUUCGUCGCGCGAACCGACUCUAACUUUUGUCUUGCGCCCCAGUACCGCGGAGCUCGGCACGUGAAAUGUGAAUACUUCAAUGAGGAAAGUGCAAUAUUAUUUGUGAUAGUGAGUGUGCAUGUCACUUAACAGGUAUUUGGAAAUAUUUCACCACACCGAUUGGAUAUAAACGAGAGUUGCAGCGGGCGAUGGCGGUGUGAUGUGAGCGGCAGGGAGCGGCCAUGGCGGACGACAACACUAUCAUCGAGGGCACCGUCAAGUUCCGGGACGGGAAGAAGUGGAAGUCCCGGUGGUGCGUGAUGCGCAAGCUGUCGCCGGUCGCAGAUUGCGUGCACCUGCAGCUGUACCGCGACUCGAAGGCGCGCUGCGCGGGCGCGGCCAGCAAGGCGUCGCUGUCGCUGCAGCACUACCUCGGCAGCGAGGCCGGCUUCACGCUGGACAAGCACUCCAACACGCUGGCGCUGGUCUGCCGGGACCUGGUCGCCAUCCUCGCCUUCGAGACCCGCGAGCGCCUCAUCCAGUGGCAGGUGAAGGUGAGCGCGCACCUGGGCGAGCCGCGCCACUACCUCGUGCUGGUGGGGGGCGCGGGGGGCGCGGGGGGCGCGGGCAACAAGCGCCUGCCGGCCGGCCCGGCGCGCCUGCACCUGCACGAGCGCCGCUUCGCGCUCACUGCCGGAGUGCCUCCUCGACUGCUCGGCAUAUGGGAGCUGCCGCACCUCAGACGGUACGGUGUGGUCGAGGGCAGGUUUUGCUUCGAAGGCGGCUCGCACUGCGGCAAGGGCGAAGGUCUGCACGUGUUGAUUACAGACCAGGCCAAGGAGCUGGCGCGUGACUUCGACCUGGCCUCACAGGGCCGCCUGUCGCCCAGAAGGAGGCCAAAUAAUUUUAAAAAUAGUGAAGGUGCAGAUAGUCCAAAGUCUCAUAAAGCUUACCGGCCAGAUACUAGGCUUUCUGAGCUGAACACAAUAGACCACUCUCUCCCGCCUAUAGACAUCCACAACUAUGAAGAGGGCUGUGAAGACACAGGCGCCAUCUCCCCGUACUGGCCAUCUGCAGAGAGAACAAACUUCCAGGACAUGGGUCACGGCGACACCGCGUCCGUGAACGAGACGGUGGAGGAGGCGGCCACGUGGAACGGAGUAAGCAACGUGACGCUAGAGAGGUGCAUGAGCUGCAUCUCCAAGCUGGGGGCGCUGUCGCGGUCAUCUACGGCGGCACUAACGCCUGGCGCUAAGCACUUCAACCCUGCGUGGACUAUGGAACCUGUUCACGAAACCCUUCCCACAGAACCCACAGAGCCCACUCAACAUUGUGAUAUUCUUCUUAGUGCAACCGAUAAGACUGACGACGCUUGCCAUUGCCCUACCUGGCCUGAACGGCCUCCGGAGAGACCCCCCAAGCCCACGCGACUAGAGCUUAAUCUAAAUAGGAAACCGGUACCUCUUUGCCGCUGUGCACAUAGUGUGCCAGAUGAGAAACUCAGCAGAGUUGGACCCUAUGAAAACUACGAUGUACCCAAACUUCCACACCCAGACGGUGAGUAUUACGAUACACCGAAGCGGCUCAAGGAGUGUCUAACUAAUGAAUUAUUUAAAGUUACUAAAAGUUCAGUGUCGAAUGCAGUCAUUUUGAAAAAGCCCUGUGGCUGUUUACUAAAAUUUGGUAAAAGACGAAGAGAACCAACGAUAGUAGAUUCUGAAGAAAGCUUCCAGCCAGCUAGUUGUCCCUGUCAGCGGGUCACAGAUUGGGCAAACAAUUGGAUAAAGUUACCAUAUUGCAGGAAAAACACUGUUUCUAGUGAUAAUUUGGUGCCAAACAAAGAAAACGUAACCCCUAACAGUAGUGAUGGAACCGCACUUUAUGCCACAAUAGACUUAUCAAGGAAGACAAGAAGAAAACAGAGGCCUUGUGAUCGGCACCUAGACGCACCCGAGAGCGAGUCUCUUCGGGGCCUAACUAGUUCGGUAGAAAUUGAUGACGGCCCGUUGGCCAACUAUGAGAAUCUUAGUUUUGCCUUAUCUUUAGAGCACUACGAAAAUGCUAAAGAUUUAUUAAGAAAAGUUGGUGUCACACAAUCAGAACUGGACGCGAUUAGCGCUAAUUUAAAUCCCAGUUCAUUUGUAUCGACGGAUGUCAAUCUUUGUACAAAAUGUGGUCACGCGCAACAGCAGCGUUUUAAUAAAAACUUAGUCCAAGAUGAUGUACCUGUUGAUGCGAAUGACGAUUACUUAAUGAUGGCUCCCGACGCCAGUAACAAACUAGAACAAAGUAAACCGUUGCCAGCGGGUUAUACUCCAAUGUCUCCAAUUGGAGGUUUUGCAUUUAAUACUCUAAAGCACCCUGCCAGGAGUCCUAUUAGUAGGUUACUUGAAGAAAAGUCUGCGAGUAACCCAACCUUGUGUGAGGAAAGUAGACGAUCGGGGACAACGGACGCUGACGCGGUGUGCACAGCCAGCACUGUCACGGAGCGAGCCGACAGAAUUGAGUAUAGAAAACGGUCGAGCUCUGCAGACUCCUCACGAUUCCUUGAAGACGUGAAAGAAUUCGAUGGCAGCAUCGGUAGUCAGGGUUCCACAUCGUCUAUUGAAACGCUACGUAAUAUCGCAGUGGAUGGGCGACCUUCAACACCAUGUAACUGUAUAGUCGAUAACAAACAUUCAGACGCAGACAGUUCCGAGGCAUCUAAAGGAGCGCGCAGUAGGCUGCCACCAGCGAGGCGCUCCUCUUCCGUGCCAGGCAAGGCGGGAGGCAACAGGGACUCGUCUAGUUCUAACGACUCAGGCGUGUCAAGCUGCUCGUUGCGGCGAGGCGAGAUGUUCGAGCUGCCGCUGACGACGGCCGCGGCGCGGCGCCACUACCGCAGCGCGCGGCGCGCGGCGGCCGGCGCCGGCACGUCGCUGCCGCGCCGCAGCCGUUCCACUGACCCGCUGAGUGACGGCACCACUGCACAAAGGGAGGGCGUGCCCGCCAAAUCUUCCUCUGCCGAAGCUGAGGUGCCUGUCCUCACGGUCAAGCCGCUGCGAGGGGUAAUGGACACCCACAGCACGUCCAGCGGUACCUCCGAUAUGUCGGACUACAUCGAAACUCUGUCCAUUUGCUCUUCCCACUCAUCUACAGAUACUCCUAUCACCAUGAGGGUGAUGCGCCAGACGACGAGCACGCUGCGGCCGCGCUCGGGCAAGGAGUACGGCAGCCUGGACCCGCGCCUCGCGUCCGCCUACCGCCACCCGCACCACUACACCAACCUGCCCUAGACACCUCCUGACCGCACCACUCUCGCAGCUCUCGCGCUCACGCCAUUCGUGUCGCGGGUUUGUCACGCACAGGCCAGCGCGGGCUGCGAGUGGUUCCUCGCGACGACGACAUCGUCUGUGUUGUGAAAGUGUUGCCAGCCGCGGCCGCGGGCGGCGCUGCCGAGCUUACUUCUCGACUGUACGUUGUGAUCCGUCCAUGGUCUGCGCCCGCUGCGUCGGAUCGUACCAGCUCGCGCGAGCCGCGGCCACUGACACAGCGUUGUAUAAAUGUAGUUACCUUCACAUGGAAACUGAACGAAUUACAAGACAGGUGAAAUAAAUACCUAAGUAUUGUUAAUACAGCUGGCUCGCUACCGGGCAGCAGUGGGCGACGCGGCCGCCUGGCCGGGCUGGCGGGGCGCGCUCUGUACAUACUCGACACGCUCGUAGUUGGCGUCGAUUCGUUUAGGAUGAACUAAAUGUAUAUUAAAUAUUAUUACUAUAAAGUAAUUGAUAUACUUAUAAACUUAAUCUCUACAACGACUCUCUUGUCUCUACUUUGUUACGACGAUGUAAUAUUUUGAUAUUCGGAGUUUAACUGGGGCUGUCUCAGUAAGCAAUAAGCAAUAAGAAGCAGCGCACACCGCGGCGGCGCGUGUGUGUGCGGGCAUGUCUGCGAGGCGACGCGCGCGCUCCGCCACGCUCCCGCCGAGCGGAGCGGAGCGGGGCGGAGCGAGCGCGCGGGCGAAGACUGGAAUUGUAAGCAGGUUGUUUAGAUAUUACGCUAGCAAUGAAUUUAUAUAAUAAAAAUUAAUGUUAAUAUACUUGAAAUUUCCGAAUAAAACGAAGAAUAACUAA
Molecule: messenger RNA, 4202 nt
Organism: Spodoptera frugiperda (fall armyworm)
Lineage: Eukaryota; Metazoa; Arthropoda; Insecta; Lepidoptera; Noctuidae
Exons: 8
Coding region: 333-3365 (1010 amino acids)
Biological process (GO): neuromuscular junction development; positive regulation of protein tyrosine kinase activity
Molecular function (GO): protein kinase binding
Source: RefSeq, a predicted model, not a curated record